AUGGCGUUCUCGGUUGCAUCAUCAUAUGAUAAGCUUCGAUUACUCCUUGAUGAUACCUCAAAUGAUGCUUUACCCGCACCCAAUGCCAUCGCUGUAGCUACUCGGUCCCUCGCCACAAGUCUCCCCGCGGUUGGGCUUGGGGAAGAAGCCACUGCAGCACAUAUUCUAUCAGAUAUAACUCCCGGUUUCAAUGGCCCGAAGACUUCAUCUAACUAUUAUGGGUUUGUCACUGGUGGUGUCUUCCCGAUUGCAGAAGUCGCUGACAACAUCGUCACCGCCUUUGAUCAAAAUGUUCAAGUGCAUUUACCAGAUCAAAGCGUCAGCACUGCUGUCGAGGACAAGGCCUUGGGAAUGCUUGCAGAUCUGUUGGAUCUUGGAGAUGACUGGAAUGGGAGAACUUUCACUACCGGUGCUACCGGGGCAAACACUCUUGGACUGGCAUGUGGACGGGAAGCUAUAAUUUCUCGACGGCUCAAAAAGAAGGGAGAGAGCAGAGGCGUUGGAGAAUUGGGAUUACUUAUGGCCUGUAAUGAAGCUGGGAUUACAGAAAUCCAGGUCUUGACUUCCAUGGCUCAUAGCUCUAUAUACAAAUCUGCAAGUAUUGUUGGGCUUGGAAGAGCUUGUGUAAAGGAUAUUGGUACCAGUCCAUCCGAGCCAUGGAAAAUCGAUAUGCUUCUUUUAGAACAAGAGUUGGCCAAAGAGAAAGAUGGGGUGGCUAGCAUAGUUUCGUUGAGUGCUGGAGAGGUCAAUACUGGAAGAUUUGCAACUGAUGGAAGCCACGAGAUGCAAAAAGUCCGUGAACUUUGCGAUCGCUAUGGCGCCUGGCUACAUGUCGAUGGAGCCUUUGGAAUUUUUGCUCAGAGUCUUCCAGAUACUUCGGAAUUUGCCUCUAUAAGAAGCGUAUCCGCUGGUUUUCAGUUAGCAGAUUCGAUAACAGGAGAUGCUCAUAAAAUGCUUAAUGUGCCUUAUGAUUGUGGCUUUUUCUUCACAAGGUCGGUAUCAACACUGUCGUCUGUAUUUCAAAAUCCGAAUGCAGCAUAUCUCUCAUCUGGACCAUCGAGCAUUCCAUCGCCUCUGAAUAUUGGUCUUGAGAACUCACGUCGUUUCAGAGCCCUGCCAGUCUACGCCGUACUUUUGGCGUACGGUCGUGAAGGCUUGAGCCAGAUGUUUGCUCGUCAAGUCAGAUUAGCAAGGGGAAUUUCAAAGUUUUUGGAUGCACAUGUGGGAUACGAACUACUUGCGAAAGGCAAGUCGGAAAAUGAAAAUGCGAUUGAGAAUACUCAUAUCAUCGUUAUAUUCCGAGCGAAAGAUGACAGCACUAACAAUGAAUUGGUUAAGAGAAUCAAUGCAACAAGAAAAAUGUAUGUGUCAGGGACAAAAUGGGGGGAGAGACCAGCCUGCAGAUUCGCAAUCAGCACGUGGAAAGUCGAUGUGGAGAGGGAUCUACAGCUGAUCCAAAAUAUCCUAGAUGAUGUCCUCCAGGAUCAACAUUAA
Molecule: messenger RNA, 1494 nt
Organism: Botrytis deweyae
Lineage: Eukaryota; Fungi; Ascomycota; Leotiomycetes; Helotiales; Sclerotiniaceae
Exons: 3
Coding region: 1-1494 (497 amino acids)
Biological process (GO): carboxylic acid metabolic process
Molecular function (GO): carbon-carbon lyase activity; pyridoxal phosphate binding
Source: RefSeq, a predicted model, not a curated record